AUAUAUAUAACCUUCAAGAAGAGCCCUUCCCUCUUGAUCUGUAUCUCUUUCUGCGUCUUCAACCUUCUUUCUUCCUCCGACUCUGCUCCGUUUGGCUCCCCCCUCUGUUCUUUCUUUUUAAUUUCCCCAUUCUCUUCUUCAUAUACAUAAAAUAAUAUAUACUAAUUUUAGUAAAUAUUUAGAGUAAAUAUUUGAUACAGGACAGCAGAAGGCCGGAAAGCUGAGAUCCAUCAUGGGGGACUCCUCAUCUGCUUCGUACAUCCGCAUGGUGCAGCACCUGAUAGAGGAGUGCAUAAUAUUGAGGAUGACCCAAGCAGAGUGCAUGGAAGCUCUUUCUAAGCAUGCAAACAUCAUGCCCGUCAUUACUUCCACAGUGUGGAAGGAGUUGGAGAAAGAGAACAAGGAGUUCUUUGAGGCGUACGCAAAGAUCAGAGAAGAGGAAGCAAAUACGUACACUCCAUCGCUGCCAGCUGAAGUUGUCACGACGGCGCAAAGAAUCCAGGGGCCUACCACGCUCUCCCUCUCGGAUUCUUCCCUAACCCAAAGAGAUCCCGACGACGACGUCGACGUCGACGUCGUUUAGUUUGCAAGCCCCAUUCUUCCUCCUCCAGUCCUCCCUCCGCUCUUCAUUCGCUGCGGCUAGCGUUGGAGAAAGCCGACGAGACGGCGUCGUAUGGGUUAUGCAUUUGUGCUUGGGGAUCGUGGUGGGGAUUCGCGGUGUUGACAGGGGGCCCAUGGACUCCUCACACGUGCCGCACACCUGGCUGCUGCCAUUGGUCUCCUGUAUAAUAAUAAUAAUAAUAAUAAUAAUAUAUAGCAGCAAUAAGAAGUACGAACAUAGUUUAUAUAAAAACUGUGACAAAUGAUUGUUGCACACAAAACUUCAACCAUUCACUACUUUUGGAUACGUUUGUCUUCAAGAAUAUUAAUUUUGAAAAUAUAAACAUAUAUUUUAUGUCA
Messenger RNA from Malania oleifera, 960 nucleotides. RefSeq lists its product as uncharacterized. The record is from RefSeq and is a predicted model, not a curated record. The transcript has 3 exons. Bases 233 to 583 code for a protein of 116 amino acids. NCBI's taxonomy places the organism in Eukaryota, Viridiplantae, Streptophyta, Magnoliopsida, Santalales, Ximeniaceae.